This is a messenger RNA of Aspergillus uvarum CBS 121591, 950 nucleotides long. Its product is annotated as SUMO family protein SMT3. The coding region runs from base 255 to 539 and encodes 94 amino acids. Gene Ontology annotation, molecular function: protein tag activity; ubiquitin-like protein ligase binding. The record is from RefSeq and is a predicted model, not a curated record. The transcript is spliced from 2 exons. NCBI's taxonomy places the organism in Eukaryota, Fungi, Ascomycota, Eurotiomycetes, Eurotiales, Aspergillaceae. Gene Ontology annotation, cellular component: nucleus; septin ring. Gene Ontology annotation, biological process: protein sumoylation.
UCACUUCAGCGCUUCCUCCUCCCUCUGUCACCUUCUCACUUCUUCAACGAUCCUGACUUUCUCCCCGUCACGCUCAUCUCUCUCCAGAACCUCGGCAACCACGAGAAGUAAGAAAUUCUCCCUCCUACACUUAUCUCUUCUCGUCCCAUCUUCAACCCCGGAAGCAGGUCACAGUUAAAUGCGACAGGAACCCCUCUCAGCGCUGACAUUCUAUCUUGCCACGUCCAGAUCACAACAUCCUCCCACAAGCAAAGAUGGCCGACGCGAACGCCUCGCCCACCGGCGGUGAUGCCCCGGCUCCCGUCGAGCACCUGAACAUCAAAGUCACCGACAACAACAACGAGGUCUUCUUCAAGAUCAAGCGGUCAACCCAGCUGAAGAAGUUGAUGGAUGCGUUCUGUGAGCGUCAGGGUAAACAGCCUACGACCGUCCGUUUCCUGUUCGAUGGUACCCGUGUGCGUCCUGAGGAUACGCCAGACACGCUCGAAAUGGCCGAUGGAGACACCCUUGAAGUCCACCAGGAACAGAUCGGUGGUUAAAUAGAGAAACCUUUCCUUCUCAUCCCGAUGAAUUAAUGAUGAAUGUGGCCGUUUUUUUUUUCCCUCUUCUUACAUACAUCUUCUUCCAACAACGAACAACAACAUUUAGCCAGUCAUGCUUCUUCCAACUUCCAAUACUUCCUUUUCAUCCACAUUCUCCUUUUGCGCCUUCUUUCUUAGAUGUGUCGCAUUUGGAAGGAGGUACUCAAAAAAGAAAAGAAACCAGGCGCAAAAUUGGUGUUUUUCAGCACGGGUGUGGGGGACCCUUUCGAACCCACUUCAGCGCGGAGCUUUUUUAUUCACGAGGAUUAAGGGAGUCUUAAACUGAGUCGGGGGGGUUCUUUUGGGAAAUGUCAUUUUAUUUUACUCACACAUGAGCUUGGUCGAGAGAAUAGAAAGGAUUUCUGAGCG